This is a messenger RNA of Pezoporus flaviventris, 6875 nucleotides long. It is a transcript of the gene JCAD, whose product is annotated as junctional cadherin 5 associated. Gene Ontology annotation, cellular component: adherens junction; ruffle membrane. The transcript has 4 exons. NCBI's taxonomy places the organism in Eukaryota, Metazoa, Chordata, Aves, Psittaciformes, Psittacidae. Gene Ontology annotation, biological process: positive regulation of blood vessel endothelial cell proliferation involved in sprouting angiogenesis. The record is from RefSeq and is a predicted model, not a curated record. Bases 1500 to 5060 code for a protein of 1186 amino acids.
UCCUUUUCUGCUCCCAUACUGGUGACCAUUUCCAUGCAGUGCAAGUCCACACGAAGCAGUGGCACAUCCAUUCAUCUUCUGCUUAGAGGUAGGCCUUUGAGAAUAUUGGGGUGAGGGGAAGUGGAAUAUUUAAUUUACUGAUGUGGUCUAUAUUAGAAAGGCCUUUCUGAUGGGUUUAGAAAAGCUCAGUCCAAGUACAGUGAAAAAAAAGGAGGGAGGCAAAAGCUCUUCCUUUAGUUUUAAAAAACUGAAGCUUCUUCUUCUGCCAUAUACACACCCUGAUUUUUGCUGUGGAUUUAGCCACGUGCUGAACACAUUAGGGUGUGCCUAAAUGCACCAAGGACUUUCUUGGUUUUUUAAGCCUGCUCUCGUGGAGUAAACAUGAGAAGGUGCCUGUGAAUUUCUUUUUAAAACCACUCCAAGCCAGUGGAAGCUCUUGUCGUCACUCCAUAAAAUGUGCUUGUACAACCGUGGCUUGCUUAACACGGAGUACGUGCGUGCUGGGGCUGGGGCAGGCUGGGCAGGAAGAGCUGUGUGUACACACCGCUGCUUGGCCAUUGUUCUGCAGCUAUUUGAGUGCUGCAGAUGAACAAAGGAAAGGGGCUAGAGCAGGACUGGAAGCCAGCCCACGUGUGACGAUAGUUUACAAGGAAAAGCCCCUUCCUCCUGCCCAGUGGGCCUGAAACUGAAAGCAGGGCAAAACGCUGUUGCCUUGGGAGGUUGUCCUCUUAGGAAGACCUUCAUGUGGCAAAGGCAUGUGGGCCCUGACUGCUGGGCUUGUCCCUCAUGUCUCUUCUGCUUGCAACUCUGCUUGCCUGGAGCAGAAAUGGCUCCUGGCUGCCAGCUAGGAUAAUGGGCAGGAAGAGAUGUGAGCUCUGCAAAGCAGUCCUAGGGCAGCACAUCCCAGCCGUGAUGAAAGUCCCCAGGUGGAACCAGCCCUUCUGCAGAAGGAAGGAGAGGACACAGGUUUAAAGGAAAUAGAUUCCUGGUUCUCAGGCUGGGAAAGAACUGCACGCUGCAGAGAUCUGGGAGCCAUUUAGGCCUGAAGAGGUGACAACCACCCAGAAAGAUCCAGCAUGAAGACACUGCUCUUCGGGCACUGCAGGCUUCCUGCAGCAGUUUCCUGGCACUGCCUUCCCAGUGCUGCACCACAGCAGGAAAAGCCCAGAAGAGGCAGAGUGUGUCCCAAUUGCCUUCACAGACCUUGACCCAGCUCCAUGGCAAUCUGGAGCAUCACUCGGGCUCCUCAGCCAGGGAAUUAUCUACACCGUACUCUUGCCCAUACCACUCACUGAUAUAGAAGAGCUAAUCACCUUCCAAGCACCACAGAAGGGAGUGACAUUGCCCACCUCGUUGCUGCCUACGCAGACAGGGUGUAUGACAGGCCUCAAUUAGCACGGUCUUCCCAGCCCAAGACUGAUAAAGAUCUUGCCUACUGGAGAAGACGAGGACAGGACUUCAGUGUGCUCCUGAGCUAUUCCCAGAAAGCCGGUGUGGAAAUGAAAGGCCUGGCUGCAGCCCCGGGGGCACCCCAGCACCCCAAGGAGAGUCAGCUGAAGGUGGGCACAGGUUCAGGGCACAGCAGAAGACGUGGCUUGCAGGAGAGCUGUGAAGUGCCCAGUGACUGCAGAUGGCAAAGUAUGGGAAUGGAAAGCUGGAACCAGCCAAAAAAGGUAGGGAGACAAAUGUCUGAGGGUGACAGGGAGAAGCUGCUUCAAGAGCUGUAUUCACUGACUCUGGGAGACAAUGUACUGAGCACCCGCAACAAGGGGAAAUCACAAUCAUUGCCAAGGGUCCUUUCACCCGAGAGCAUGAGGUGUGUGGAAAUGCCCUCCCUGACCAACAGUAACAACUCACUCAGCGUAAAUAAAGCCCCCUCGUAUCCCCCAAACAAACUGAGUGUGGAACCAGCCAAGCCCCACGAAACAGGAGGCCAUCUCCUUCCCCUGGUGAAACCCAAGUAUGGGAAACCUCUCAAGCCUCCCUCCUAUGAACUGCAGCGGCAGACCAGAGCACCUGCCCAUGCUGUGGGUUUCCAGGACCACUACCAGAAAGAUGAACCCAUCUCUUACUUAGCCAAAGUUAAUGAGCCAAGGCAAGAGGCUUGCAUUCAUGACUCUGGUUUGGAGCCCCCAGUCUAUGUACCUCCUCCUUCUUACAAAUCCCCACCUCACCAAAACGUGACCCCGCAUCCUCUCAGUGAAGUGCCUAACACAGACACAUAUGCCAGCAGCAAUCAGCAGGGUCCUGCAGAGCGGGUUGUCCCCUGCCAACGACCAGCCAUGAAUACUUCUGAAGAAGGGGUUGACCCUUGCAAAGACAACCAUCUUCCUCACGGGAAGCAAAGCCAUGUACGGCGCUCUGCUGACUACCUGCGUUCUGUUCAGUAUAUUCCCUUUGAUGAUCCUCGGAUACGACAUAUUAAAAUUGCACCACCUGAAAGUCUUCAGGACAACACUAAAUACACUGAAAAUGCACGUAGUCCCAGUUCUGGUGCUUUGCAAGAGAGAGAUCUUGAAGUACAGUACAACAGUGCCUUUCUGGAUGCAUCAAACUUGUCCAAUUCUGCAAAGGGCGAAAGAACUUCCAUCAGCUCCACCCAUAGCAACAGAUGGUUGGCACCGUCCAUCCAAGAUCAGGAAAACUGUGCCUUGCUGGACCAAAGAGACGGUUGUAGCACAACUAAUCACAGCCCCUGUAACGAAGCCAGUGUGGAGUACACAAAAGGCAAACUUUCUGUAAGAAAUUCACAUAUGGACAGCACCUGUGAGACUGUUACAAAAGUGAAAAAGUUUGAACCUGGAACUGGGAUGCAGAGUAAAAAAAGUUCAAAGAAAAAAAUGAAUGAAACUAUAUUUUGUUUGGUAUCUAUCCCAGUUAAAUCAGAAUCCAAUCUGCCAGAUACAGAUAGGAACAACAACAUAACCCAGAGCCCUGGUAAGAAUGGGUUUGAUAACAAUGGGGCUUUGCAAGAACAAAGUCUCUUAAGUAUGUCUUCAACGGACUUGGAGUUACAAGCGCUUACAGGAAGCAUGACCAAUAAAAAUGAGUUACAAAAACAAGAGCUGUGGAGACCAGAAGAGUUCAAACAAAUGAAUGACCUCAGAUUUAUUCAGCCUGCAAAACACAGAGAGCUCAAAUACUCUGGCUCCUGGCCAGGUGAUCAGUACAAAGACCAGCAGACACAGACCAGUUUCACAGAAGAACCUAAAAGCCCGCAAUUUUUCCAUGGUACAGAGCCUGAGCAGCCCAGUAGUAACAAACCACUGUCUCCAAAGCUUCUAGGUUGUACGCUAUCCACGAUAGGGUCAAACCAGACAGAGUUACCUUCUGAUGAGAGAAGCUGCAGGCAGAGCACUUACGGUAUGAAGGGUCAGAUGUACCUCAGCCAGUCUAGCAACAGUGCAUUUUCCAGGACUGCCACCUCAGUCCUUCAUGCCCCCUCCCCAAAAGUGCUCCGGAGCCAGCCCAUGUCUGCCCAGGAGAGGGAAACUGGCCUUCUCUCCAAGGGAGAUGUAAUUAAGGGAGAACCAGGUGCUCCCUGCAACAGUAAAGAGCUGUUUGGUCAGUUCCUGUUGAAGCCUGUAAGUCGCCGUCCCUGGGAUGCAAUAAGUGAGCUAGAAAGUUUUAACAAGGAGCUGCAAGAGCAGGAGGAGAGCACAAGCAGUGAAGAAGAUUUGGAAAGUGCUGUGGCUUCCCUGCAGGCAGGUGCCCUUAGGCAAAGGAGGGCCUCCAGAAAUGAGAAGUUGAACCAGGAGCCAAAACACAGUGGGAAAUCGGAAAUGGUUGUGCCAGAAGGGCCUGUAUUUAAGUCAGGAAGAGUUAAAAGUAAGUCUGAAAGUUGGAGUGUGGGGACGGAGCAUGGUGGCGAGCCAGGCAGCAUUGGUUCUCAAGGCUCUUUGCAGCCAGGAGGGAGCAGUGAAGGAGUCAGACCAGCAGAUGGAAGUCUGAUAACAGAAAUGAGGAUGGGGGAAGCCAAGAACAUAAAAAGCAAGCAGCCAGUUGACAUGGAGCCUCUCCAGAGAGUUUUGUCCAGUAGCCCAAGCAGUUCAUGUCACAGUAAUCCUUUCAAUAACCCUGUCUUGCAGGCUAUGAGUGAAGACCAAAAUUACCUAGACUUUGUUAAGCUGAGCAAAGGUGCAACUCCCACAAAUGAUGCAGUAUUAGAGAGAGGCUCGGUAGUAUGCUUGUCACUAACGAAGAGGAACCAUGGACGCUCAGAGCCAGAUUUGAGGUCAGUGGGACUUGAUGUAGCCCCAGGACCCGGUGCUAACAGUUCCGAUUACUCUUCAAAUGCAAAUGCAGUGGAAAUCCCUGUGAAUGAGUCAUUGCAGGCAAGAGCUGCAAGGAUUUUAGGUAUAGAUAUAGCAGUGGAGUCUCUCCUUCCAGAUGACCGCCUUGAGCCCCACCCAAGCACUAGCCCUGCAAAUGGUGCCCAGGACUUUGGGUCAUCAGUGGGGAGCGCAGUAAGUGACAAAGGAAAAAAAAAAGAGGGUUCUUACGAAGGCAGACGAAAGUGUGGCUGGACAGAAAGUGCUCUUUUUGUCAGAGUAGGAGGCCGAUCUUUAUACCCUGAUGAAUGCAAGACUGCUCACCAGGAAACCAGUGCUAAACCACAGGUAACAGAGCAAGUUCUUGAACAACCUGCGAGUCCCAGCCAAGGUGAGGACCAAAACUUGGUUUGCAAGUCAACUGUGUAUCCACAUUCAGAAAAGAGAGUGAGAAGCACUUCAAAAGUGAUAGAGACACUCCAAGGCAAGCUCACUUCUCCACCUAGCCGGACUGCCAUGGAUCGCUUAGUACGAAUGAAAGAAGUUGACUCUGUGUCCCGGAUGAGACGCCUGAGCAUUAAGAGCGCAGACUCAGGAGAGGAGGUGGAUGAGGAGAAGCUGUCGAGGGUACAAGAGGAAAGAGGAAGCAAACUGGCAAGCUCAGGGGCUGUUUCCAAGCGUGUCAUCUCUCUCAGUGAAAACGGAUAUUUAGGUGGAAUGGACAAGAAGAAGAUCAACAAAGAUUUUUCUUUAGAUACAUAUGACCCCACCAAAGUUGAAAAGGUGUGAGAUGAAUGAAGAGAAUAGAGAGACUUCUGUUCAACUAAGAAUGUUUCACUGAUGUAUUUUCUUUCUUUUCUGGGUGCUCUUUGUUUGUUUUUUUUGUUCUUUGAUGCUUGGAAAUUGCCUCCAUUUGUGGUGUUCAUGGUGUACUGAUAAUGCCUUUACCACUGCCACUAGGAAUUAGCUAUUUGUAUCUGAACCUGUUGCGGAGACCACAACAAAAUCUGACUUAUACAUUGGAACCAUCUGGCUUUGUAGCAUUAAAACUUAAUUCCAACUGUUGGAAAUGGGUUUUUAUCUGAACUCUAUUUCAGUCUUCAGUGGGGACAAUGAAAUGCAUGAAGUGAGGCUUUUGAGCUUUCUCUUUGGUGUAAAUGUAAACGUGGGAGAUUAGUGAAAUGAUUUUUUAAAGAAUGUGAAUUUAUAAGCUAAACUUCUAAGUAUCUACAGUCUAAACUUUGUUUAACUUAAGGGAUUUUUGGCCAUAAGUAGAAAGUGCUGCUGCACGACGUCAGAGAAGGAAUGUGAGAGAAUGAUAGCGAAGACCAAUUGUGAAAUUAUUUCUAACUUCCAGAGUUUGAAUUUACUCAGAUUAAAUACUUGCUUGCCACCUAGGGAGAAGAAAAACAAAAACCCCAAAGCUUCUAAAAGAUGGAAGACUUUUGUAGUACAGUGUACAGAAUGUGUAAUUAUAGUAGCUGGCAACUAGUGUUUCAAACCAAUGCAAAGUAUACCACUGGCUGUUUUGCACUCAGUAUUACCUAUUUUUGUUUUGCUGUUUAGAAAUUCUUUAUAUGAAAGAAUAGUAGCUGGUUUAAAAUAGCCCAUUUUAACAAAGUAACUAUAUUUCUUGUUACAAAAUACUAUCUAUUUUUCUACGAUGUAAACAAUUGCUAACAAGUGGCAAGUAUAAAGAAGUAUUAUUAUUAUUGUUAUAUUUUAAGACCUACCCCUCUGAGUGAAGGUGCCCCAAGCAGAUUUCACUUGUAUAUCUUAAUGCACACUCCAUAUUGCCACAUACGCAGUAGUGCCACCUUAUUUUGUUCUAAAAAGAGCCAUCUAUGUAUGUAUGUACUACAGUGUUUUUUCCCCGCUCAACCUUUGGAUCAUUCUUGGAACCACUUUCUGAAACACAGCUGAGAACUGUCUGGGCUGGUGUUGCUGCCAUUAUAUUCCUUGGCAGCCAUGAUGAAAACAUGGGUUUGGAUCUCAGUCCCAGUGUCUCUGAGUGGCUCAGACAAAAUACCUGGUUUCUUUCUUUUACUUUAUUCUCUUUCUUACAGAUUAUGGGUUUGAAUUGGGCCAGUGUAUAAAAAAUAAACAGAACUGCGUUUAAUUCUUCCCUGAAGUCAAUUGAUGUUGCUGGGGAGAGUUCAGGUGUCUUCUUGAUGGCAUUUAAAUACAUGGCUUUAAGUGUAUUUUAUCUGCACACACAAAUGCAUGAAUUACAGAAGCUACAAUAAAGCCUAUGCAUUCUGCUCCUUCUAAAUUAGCCUGCAUAGUAUGUGUAUCUUUAAAGCCUUUAUGUCCACUCCUGUGUGGUUUUUUUGUAAGUACCCGUGUCCUGACAUUCUUCUAAUGACUUGUUCAUGUACUUCACCGGUCUAUUUUACUGGCCUUUUCUGUUUUUUUAGCAUAAUUUUAUUUUUAAAAAUCUAGUUUCUUGAAAUAUUUUUCCUAAGUUUGUAAUUUUGAAAGAACGAUGGGGAAAAACACUCAUCCUGUGUUUUGGCAGAAAGAAUUUCUUGUCUGUAACACAUGAUUCUGUUACAUAUGGACUAUUUAAAGCUUGUUUGAAAAGAAAAUGUGGUCUAUAAUUUA